AACCCGCGAGUGACUGACUCAGCCUCCUUCGCUCCAGCCUCCCAGCCCGCCGCGAUCUUCCACCCUUUCCACUCGUAGGGUCCCUGGCUUCUCUCCCCCGGGGCAUUCCCGGGUUCCCGGCGAGCAGGGUGGACCCCGCCUCGCCUCCUCCCCUCGGGCUCGGGCGGCGCAGGCGCAGCAGACGCGCCCGGGAGGCCAAGGACUAGAGCGGCUCCGGCUCCCGCUCCACCCGCCCAGUCAGCUCCCGGCUGGUCUGCGGCCACCGGGCCGCGUCGGGCAGGGCCGGCGGGCGGCGUCGCCAUGGGCUCGGGUUGGAGCAGCGAGGAGGAGGAGCGGCAGCCGCUGCUGGGGCCGGGGCUCGGGCCUGCGUCGGGGGCUGCGCGCAGGGGCCGGGAGGCGGCGGCCGUGCUGCCCGCGGCGGGCCCGGGCCCCGGGAGGGUGUACGGGCGCCGCUGGCUGGUGCUGCUGCUCUUCUCGCUCCUCGCGUUCGCCCAGGGCCUGGUCUGGAACACCUGGGGCCCCAUCCAGAACUCGGCGCGCCAGGCCUAUGGCUUCUCCGGAUGGGACAUCGCGCUCCUGGUCCUCUGGGGGCCCAUAGGCUUCCUGCCCUGCUUCGCGUUCAUGUGGCUGCUGGACAAGAGAGGUCUGCGGGUCACUGUGCUUCUGACAUCAUUUCUUAUGGUUCUGGGAACUGGUCUAAGAUGCAUACCUGUAUCAGACUUAGCCCUUAAGAAAAGAUUAAUCCAUGGGGGACAGAUACUGAACGGACUGGCAGGUCCAACUGUCAUGAAUGCGGCGCCGUUCCUCUCUACGACGUGGUUUUCUGCUGACGAGCGAGCCACCGCCACAGCAAUCGCAUCGAUGCUGAGUUACCUCGGUGGAGCAUGCGCGUUUCUCGUCGGGCCCCUGGUUGUUCCAGCUCCCAAUGGGACGGCACCCCUUCUCGCUGCAGAGAGUAGCAGGGCUCAUAUUAAAGACCGAAUCGAGACUGUGUUGUAUGCAGAAUUUGGAGUUGUAUGCCUAAUAUUCUCUGCCACACUAGCUUAUUUCCCGCCCCGGCCUCCUCUUCCUCCCAGUGUUGCUGCUGCGAGCCAGCGGCUGAGUUACCGGCGGAGCUUUUGUAGGUUACUAAGCAAUUUGAGGUUUUUGAUGAUUGCUUUAGCAUACGCAAUACCACUUGGUGUGUUUGCUGGCUGGUCUGGAGUUCUGGACCUAAUUUUAACCCCAGUGCAUGUCAGUCAAGUAGACGCUGGCUGGAUUGGAUUUUGGUCCAUAGUUGGAGGCUGUGUUGUUGGGAUAGCUAUGGCAAGGUUUGCAGAUUUUAUCCGGGGUAUGCUGAAACUGAUUCUUCUCCUCCUGUUUUCUGGGGCUACACUGUCAUCCACGUGGUUCACCCUGACCUGUCUAAACAGCAUCACCCACUUGCCUUUGACAACAGUGACACUGUAUGCCUCCUGCAUCCUCCUGGGAGUGUUCCUGAACAGCAGCGUUCCCAUAUUCUUUGAGCUUUUCGUGGAAACUGUGUACCCUGUUCCAGAAGGGAUCACCUGUGGAGUUGUCACCUUUUUAAGUAAUAUGUUCAUGGGAGUGCUUUUAUUUUUUGUCACAUUUUAUCAUACAGAGUUGUCUUGGUUCAACUGGUGCCUUCCCGGGUCCUGCCUGCUCAGUCUUCUUCUCAUUCUGUGCUUCAGGGAGUCCUAUGACAGACUCUACCUUGACGUGGUCGUCUCGGUUUAAGAAGACAGACUCGUAGGACUUUAAAGGGACUGUACUUUAGUAGUGCACCUUUGCUUGGAAUUGCACAUGCAAUGGGAGAAAAGGCGAAGAAAGAAAUUUCUGUCAGAGGUUCUGUUAAGUUACAGAGUCUCACAUUAAUUUAAUGACUACUAGGUAAUAAUAGUGCAGGACGUGAGUGUCGUGAGUGUUGUGAGGACGUGAAAACUCUGUGGACAGCACAGUUGUGUUGGCGGCACACUUGAGUGGAGCUGUGACAGCUCACACAGGACGCACUGCCCAAGUAAGUCACCCCCAUGUGCGCUGUACCUGUGCUGACCCACCGAUGAGCUGAACUGCGGCAAGAAGCAUGGUGGUCCUAUGAAGAUGACCCCUCCCAGGCACACAGCAGAGGGAUGGGACUCACGCCACUAACUUCUGAAAACAUCAGAACCCUGCAUCAGACUUUAAUUACAAAAUAGCAGAGCUGUAUACCAGUGAUAGAAGUUAGCCCCGUGUACACUACAUGUUUUUCUAAUAAAGCCAUUUCUUAUAUGACUCCUUACUUUUAACCAGGUUGGAAGCCUUUCACUGUCCUUGGGCACAGGCCCUGGUUCCUUCCCACCACCCUUGUUUCUGUGAGUAUGGCAUCAGUAACGCCAGCAAGGUAACUAAAUGCCUGCUAGGGUUGCAUUAACUGUUGUGUGAAAAGCGUAACUCUGUUAUGAUUUAGCACUUGGUUAAAAAUGAACUGAGAACUACAUGAAGCAUGUGUGUCUUCAGACGUGUGUGGCACACGUGUAAAGUCCAGCGCCCACUGUAACUUACCAGGUUAGAUAAUAGUCAGAUGAGCCCCCAUUUGAAAAGAACAGUGUAUCACUUCGAAGGUUUGAAGAUCUAUCUGUGAUUUCUGAAUUGCACCCGUGUAUUUUAAUUUAGAUUGUAAUAUACUCAGUUCUAAAUGAAGCCAUUGUAUUUGAUUGGACAGAUUUUUGCCAAUACCUAUUUCUUUCUAUAAAUAAUGGAUUUUUUUAAAAAAAACA
Molecule: messenger RNA, 2756 nt
Organism: Mus pahari (shrew mouse)
Lineage: Eukaryota; Metazoa; Chordata; Mammalia; Rodentia; Muridae
Gene: Slc49a4
Product: solute carrier family 49 member 4
Exons: 9
Coding region: 301-1737 (478 amino acids)
Cellular component (GO): intracellular membrane-bounded organelle; membrane
Source: RefSeq, a predicted model, not a curated record